Sphenostylis stenocarpa is the source of this 993-nucleotide messenger RNA. The record is from the annotation of a GenBank genome assembly. Lineage: Eukaryota; Viridiplantae; Streptophyta; Magnoliopsida; Fabales; Fabaceae.
AUGAAUGAAGUGGAGGAUGUUGCAGGGGCGAUUAAAGGUGGUGUUGAUUCACUUCUGGACGAUGAUCGCAAACCCAGAAGACACAGUGACAAGUUUAAGCUUGGAAGAGAAAUAAGCAGGGACAGCAUGGACAGGAAGUGCACAUAUAAUAACAGCAGUGAUUGGUGCUGGAGUGUUGUCUAUUCCUUGGGUCAUGGCACAAUUGGGAUGGAUAAUUGGCAUAUUCUCAAUCUUGCUCCUUGCAAGUGGAAAGGAAAGAGUACCUCUUUAAUGUGGGGCAGCAAGAUUCAAAGUCCAUCACACUUCUGGAAUAUUCUCAUUGCACUUGGAAACAUUGCACUUGCUAGUUCCUAUUCUCAAAUUGGUGUAGAUAUUCAGGACUCUUUGAAAUCAUCACCACCUGAAAAUAAAGUGAUGAAGACGGCAAAUAAGAUAGGCGUAGGCACUAUGACAACUUUUUUCCUGCUAUGUGGAUGCUCUGGUUAUGCAACAUUUGGUUCAGACACACCUGGAAACAUCCUACUCAGUUCUGGGUUAGGAUACAUUGCCUUUCAUCUUGUGAUACAGUCAAAACAUUUUGUUCACAAAGUUCAUAGGGUUGCCAUCCAACCCAUUUUUAGUUUAGUUGAAACAUGGGCCAGGCAAAGGUGGGCAAGCUCAGGUUUUGUUCAUGGGGAACACCCCAUGAGCAUGGGGAAAAUGAAGAUCAAGCUUAACUUCUUCAGGUUAGUUUGGAGGAGCAUAUUUGUGGUGAUAUUGACUGUUUUGGCUAUGGCAAUGCCCUUUUUCAACGAGAUGAUUGCGCUGUUGGGCCGUAGGGUUCCAGUGGAGAUGUACAUUACAAGAAAAAAAAUCAAAAAGGGAAUGAGGUGGUUUGGCCUUAAAACUUUGAGCUUGCUUUUCAUGUUACUGGCAGUGGCUAGUGCAUGUGCUGCCAUUCGAGGCAUCUAUCAAUCUCUUCACAAAUACAAGCCCUUCAAGUAUAAAGAGUAG